Messenger RNA from Cavia porcellus (domestic guinea pig), 1314 nucleotides. RefSeq names its product glutamine amidotransferase class 1 domain containing 3 (gene Gatd3). Bases 57 to 878 code for a protein of 273 amino acids. Gene Ontology annotation, cellular component: mitochondrion. NCBI's taxonomy places the organism in Eukaryota, Metazoa, Chordata, Mammalia, Rodentia, Caviidae. The transcript is spliced from 7 exons. The record is from RefSeq and is a predicted model, not a curated record.
CUCUGUUCUGCUGCCUCUGCGCUCCUGACCCUUUGACCGCGCUGUCCCCGCGCGCUAUGGCUGCUGUCAGGGCCUUGGUGGUACCGAGGCUGGCGGCAGCCUCCGCGCUCGCGCCGCUCCCCGGGCGCCUGCGGCCCCUCCACCAGCGGGCGUCCACCCCGCGCGCGGCCCUGCACGGCUCCGCGUCGCGGCCCGGGGCCCGUGUGGCGCUGGUGCUGUCCGGCUGUGGCGUCUAUGACGGGACCGAAAUCCACGAGGCCUCGGCGAUCCUGGUGCACCUGAGCCGUGGAGGAGCUGAGGUCCAGAUCUUUGCCCCCGACAUCCCUCAGAUGCACGUGAUUGACCACACCCAAGGGCAGCCUUCUGAGAAGGAGAGCAGGAACGUUCUGACUGAGUCUGCAAGGAUCGCCAGAGGCAAGAUCAGUAGCCUGGCCCAGCUCAGCGCAGCAAAUCAUGACGCAGCCAUUUUCCCCGGGGGUUUCGGGGCAGCCAAAAACCUGAGCACCUUCGCCGUGGACGGGAAGGACUGUAGAGUGAAUGAGGACGUGGCUCGGGUCCUGAAGGAGUUCCACGGGGCUGGGAAGCCCAUCGGCUUGUGCUGCAUUGCACCUGUCCUUGCAGCCAAGGUGCUCAGAGGUGUUGAGGUCACCGUGGGCCAUGAGCAGGAAGAAGGCGGCAAGUGGCCUUAUGCCGGGACUGCAGAGGCCAUCAAGGCCCUGGGUGCCAAGCACUGUGUGAAAGGUGUGACUGAAGCUCACGUGGACCAGAAGAACAAAGUGGUCACCACCCCGGCCUUCAUGUGCGACACUGCGCUGCACCACAUCCACGAUGGGAUUGGGGUCAUGGUGAGGAGCGUGCUGGAGCUCACGGGCAAGUGAUGGUAGAAGAGAUGCCCUCUGUGUGCUGCUGGGCAUGCAGCAGCAGCAUGGUCAGUUCAGACCCUGGGCACCUUCCUGGAGGAGACAUGGGCAGUGGCCGCAGGAGCUACGGAGACUUCCCUCAUGGAUGUGACCUGGAAACUGAGUCUGGAGCCAGGCAGGGGAUUAAGUAGAGAAGUAACUGUCCUCACUCUCAAGGUUCAGAGUUUGGGCGCAGAGACGCUUUAAGGACAAGCAGGAAACGAGUCCCAUGUCCAUAGAUAAAGGAAAGUUCUGUAUCUGCAGUAAACAUUUUUAAUUAAAACAAGGGGAUUUCUGGAGCCAGCAGCCCCACGCGCUGGAGAAUGAACUCCUUUCCAGAUUGGAAACUCCUGACAUCUCCAUCUAAGGCCUCUGAAACUGGGGAGUGGGUUAUAAAUAAGAGCCCUUCAAUUAA